Lodderomyces margitis is the source of this 2349-nucleotide messenger RNA. It is a transcript of the gene MDL2, whose product is annotated as Mdl2p. Gene Ontology annotation, biological process: transmembrane transport. Bases 1 to 2349 code for a protein of 782 amino acids. Gene Ontology annotation, molecular function: ATP binding; ABC-type oligopeptide transporter activity; ATP hydrolysis activity. The transcript has a single exon. Gene Ontology annotation, cellular component: membrane. The record is from RefSeq and is a predicted model, not a curated record. Lineage: Eukaryota; Fungi; Ascomycota; Pichiomycetes; Serinales; Debaryomycetaceae.
AUGCUCAUGCUAAAACCCACGUCAGUCCUACUAAGUCGAUUGACAACCCGACUGUGUUUUAGAACCUAUCACAUACUAAAGCCUCAAAAACUCAUACCGAGGACAAAUACCGUCAUAUCGCCUCACUCCAAGAGCAUUCUAAACUAUAUACGAUACUAUUCAACGUCGCCGUUGCCCAAUGAGGAGCAACAACCGCAGCAGACUAAACUCAUCAAAGAUUCAUCAGUCAAAUCUCACCUAGAUCUAGCCAAAUUGAAAAAGAAGGAGAUCAAACAAGAGGAAAAUAAACAAUUUGCCAAAUUGGAUAAAAAGACAUUUAGAGAAAAUAUAAAGACCAUUGGCCGUAUAUUGAAAUUGGGUAAAUCUGAUUGGAAAUUAUUCUUGCUUGCAAUUACAUUCAUAUUAUGCGCCGUACUAUACCCAACAACCGCAGUCAAGUUAGUUGGUGCCCUACUAGACUCGUACAAUGCCAAAAACAUAAAUGCUGAUGGAGAGUUGAUGGUAUGGGGAUAUACAGCCAGAACCGUAUUUGAGUUUAUGGUUCCCUUUAUGUGCAUUAGUGCUGUUUGUUUCUGGGCCCGGAUAUGGGUGUUGAAAUUAUUGGGCGAACGUCUUGUUGCCAGAUUACGGGCUAAAGUGAUGAAGAGCUUGUUGCGCCACGAUGCCAAGUUUUACGACAAUGAUAAAAACAAAGUGGGUGAUUUGAUAUCUCGAUUAUCGAGUGAUGCAUAUGUGGUCAGCAAGUCAAUAACGGGGAAUCUUCCUGACGGAUUAAAAAAUUUGUUGUUUGGAAUUAUUAGCUCCUACUUGAUGUACUCAAUCAACCCCAUGCUAUUUGGAGUCAUGUUGUUGAUCUCACCACCAAUAACCAUUGGAUCAGUGUGGUACGGAGAAAAGAUUAGAAAAUUGUCAACCAAGCUACAAAAUGCUAGUGCUGGGCUAACCAAAGUAAGCGAAGAGACGCUAAAUGCUGUAAAGAUGGUUAAAGCGUUCACAGGGGAGCAAAAAGAGCUAAACAAGUAUAGUGCGAGAGUAAGAAAUGUGGUUAAGGUUGCCAAACAAGAGGCAUUGGCACAAUCAAAUUACUCAGUCAGUAUUUAUACUCUUUAUCAUGCGGGUUACUUAUCAUGUGUUGCCUUUGGCAUAUGGCUUUUGCAAAAGGGACAAAUGAGCGCCGGUGAUGUGGUGGCAUUCACAAUGUACCUGGAGUUUUUCAACCUGGCAUUGUACAGUUUGACCACGACAUACCUUGAAUUGAUGAAAGGUGCCGGUGCUGGAGUCAAACUCUUCAACUUGAUAGAUUACAAAAGCGAUAUUGACCCCAUCAAUGGAGAGAAGGCGAGAAACUUGCAGAAUGAGGUUGAGUUUAGAGAUGUCACUUUUAGUUACCCAACGAGACCCAACGACAAAGUGUUUGACCAUUGUAGCUUCACAAUAGCCAGUUCGACAAGUACUUGUAUUGUUGCUCCAUCGGGUGCAGGAAAGUCUACAGUUGCUGCACUACUCUUGCGAUCCUACAAUAUCCAAGGUGGAGAAAUUUUAAUUGGCGGGGAAAACAUAAAGGACAUUCAAGUCCGCGAUUUAAGAAGACACAUUAUUGGUAUCGUGCAGCAAGAGCCAGUGCUUUUAAGCGGAUCGAUUUUGGAGAACAUUGUGUAUGGUCUCACGCCGAAACAAGUUCGCAGUCUUUCAAUGAAUGAUAUAAUUGAGGUGUGCAAACAGGCCAAUUGUCAUGAUUUUAUAGAAAGCUUCCCCGAGCAAUACGAUACAAUAAUUGGCAGUCGGGGAGCGUCAUUAUCAGGCGGUCAAAAGCAACGUAUUGCCAUAGCUCGUGCAUUGAUUAAGCGUCCCAACAUCUUGAUCCUCGAUGAAGCUACUUCAGCUUUAGAUUCCAAAUCCGAGUCGUUGAUUAAUGAAACACUAAAGAAUUUGACUUCUCAAGGAAGAAUAACAAUCAUUUCCAUAGCCCAUCGCUUAUCAACCAUUUCUAAAUCAGAGUUUGUUGUUGUCCUCGGUAAGAAUGGCAACGUUGUUGAACAAGGUAGGUUUGUUGAGCUCUUUAGUAAUCCAAAUAGCGAAUUGUCCAAAUUACUCGAUGAAUCAGCCAACAAGAAAGACGAAGAUAAGAUUGACGAAGAAGAAGCUGAUGAAAUAGAGCAUGCAAAUUACGAGGCAGAAAAGAUUGAACAAGAUCAACGGGACUUUGGCAAGUUGGAACAUUUACGAACCAUGAUUGAUUCCUUGCCCGAGGAGCUCAAGGAUCAGUUGAUUGAAGAAAUCACCCUUGAUGCAAAGAAAAAGAUUCAAAACUUGGAUACGGCAACAUCGAAUGAAGAUUUGAAACGAUAA